Molecule: messenger RNA, 876 nt
Organism: Aspergillus puulaauensis
Lineage: Eukaryota; Fungi; Ascomycota; Eurotiomycetes; Eurotiales; Aspergillaceae
Gene: fmaE
Product: monooxygenase fmaE
Exons: 5
Coding region: 1-876 (291 amino acids)
Source: RefSeq, a predicted model, not a curated record
AUGAUUAUGGCACCUCUCAAGCCCCUAUUCGCACCAACCACCACUCCACCAGAGUCAGCCUUGGAUACAAAGGCCCCCCGUCAGCGACUCCUCCUCAACAAUUUCCAUCCAUCCAGCUGGUUCCUCCUCGCAGCGUCCCUGCAAGGACUGCUGACAUGGCUAUUCCCAACAGCCUUCACAUUCAUCCCGGCGGCGCUCAUCCUCGCAUACCGCGGCGUCAAUGUGCUCUUGAUGACAUACGGCCUGAAGGCAAACCCGGCUAUGGACGGCGUCAUUACGCAGAAAUUCUCCGCCCAGAUUCCAGAUGAAAAUGGUGAUUUUGGCGAGAGGCCGUCGCGCGAUAGUGUCGUCGUCCUGUUGCUAGGCGCGAAGUCGAAUCACCCCCUGGGAAUCCUCACGCCCGGAUUCCAGAAAACGGGACAGUACUUCGACUCAAUGGGCAGGGAUCUAGAAAAGAACAGGGAAGAAUAUGGCUACCUAACUAGCACCUCCUACAUCGCCAACAACGACGCAUCACACAGCGCCGCCAGCGGGACACUGACAGUCUACUACUUCCGCUCCAUGGCCGGUCUGCACAGAUUCGCACACGCGCCUGCACACCGCGCCGGCUGGGACUGGUGGAAUCACACCGUCAAGGAGCAUCCGUAUCUCAGUAUCAUGCAUGAAGUGUAUGAGGCGCCUGCUGGGGCAUGGGAGAGUAUUUAUGUUAAUUAUAAGCCGAUUGGCCUGGCGACGGCGGUGUUCCCGGUCAAGUCUGCUGGGGGUGAAGAUGGAGACAAGGAGAGUGGCGAGAAGCAGUGGAUGGGGAGUAUUGUUGAUGCCUCGAGGGGGAAUAUGAAGUUGGCGAAGAAUAGGCUGGGUUGGGAUGCGAAGUGA